AUGGCUGUUGUUGAUUUAGAGUCUAGGGAGCACAGGGACCUUCUAGAUUUGAUUGAUAAGCUUCGUUCAAAAGGCAUCAAUCAGUAUGUCGCGCUUCCUGAGAUCGUUGUUACAGGGGAUCAAUCUGCAGGGAAGAGCUCAGUCCUGGAAGCCAUUUCUGGCAUGUCUUUUCCUACCAAGGACAACCUGUGCACUCGGUUUGCCACUGAGCUUAUCCUUAGGCGAUCUUCAAGUGUCGGUGUGAAGAUAUCAAUUCUCCCAGCAGCAUGUCGACCGAUGCCCGAGCAAGAAAAACUGAAACGAUUCCGCCCGGUGGUGGAACAAGGCAGUCUGGAGUUGUCACAUGUGGUUGAACAAGCCAAGUUGGUUAUGGGCAUAACCCCAACCUCUAAAGCUUUCCGAAAUGAUAUCUUGCGAGUUGAGAUUUCUGGGCCCAGCCAGCCUCAUUUAACAAUGGUCGACCUUCCAGGGCUUUUUCAGGCCGGCAACAGCGUGCAAUCCGACGAAGACUCCGAAACUGUGACUAACAUUGCGCUUCGAUAUAUGGAACAACCAAGAAGCAUUAUUCUUGCGGUUGUUUCUGCCAAGAGUGACAUUGCGUUGCAGCAGGUUACUCGACUUGCUCGAAGGUUGGAUCCGGAGGGACGUCGCACUGUUGGCCUCAUUACUAAACCGGAUACAUUAGACGAAGGCUCAGAGAGUGAAGCGGCGUAUAUUCGUCUCGCCCAAAACGAAGAUGUGCGAUUUAAACUGGGCUGGCAUGUUUUGAAGAACCGUGAUUACAAGAUGACGUUGAACAAGGCAACUUCACAGGAGCGCGACGAUGCGGAGAGAGAAUUCUUUUCCAAAGGCCCUUGGGCAGCGCUUGAUCCAUCUAUUGUUGGCGUCAAAGCACUAAAGCCGCGUCUAAGCCAUCUUCUCAAAGACGAAAUACUUCUUCAACUGCCAAACUUGGUCAAGGAUGUCGAGACUGGCAUCAGGAAAUGCAAAAGUCGGCUCAUGAGACUCGGAUCGGCACGAGAGAACAUAUUCGAACAACGCCAAUAUCUUGUUCAUAUUAGCCAGGCAUUUUCUGAUCUGAUGAAAGCAGCAGUCGAUGGAUUUUAUAACGAUCCAUUUUUCGGUAGCUCAAAGUCUGAGGAAGGUUACCAGAAACGACUUCGAGCUGUUGUUCAAGGUUUAUUGAUCGAUUUCAAAGAUAACAUGAACGAAUUCGGCUGCACUAGACAUAUAGUCGACUCUGACGACGAGUCAGACGACGAAGGCAUGACUUUGAGCGGGAACAAAGUGCUUAGAUCAGCCUAUGUCGAGGAAGUCGGGGAACUCAUGAAUCGAAACCGUGGCUGUGAGCUGCCUGGAACCUUUAAUCCACUCAUUGUGGGUGACCUGUUUUUUGAACAGUGCAAGCCAUGGGAGGAUAUUACCGAAAUUCUUUUCAAGAAAGUUUUAGAGUCAGUCAAACGCGUCGCUCACGAAAUCAUCGCCCAUGUCACAGUUGAGUCCACGGCCGCAAAACUGGGACGGUUCAUUAGACCAGCCAUUCAAGUCCUGAGCCAAGAGCUGGAAGCAUCUUUCCAGAGUUUGCUUAAACCGUAUCAGAAAAUACAUCCAAUUACAUACAAUGAAGCGCUCACGGAGAAUGUUCAAAAAGCGCAGGCCGAAAGACGUCGUCGCAAGGUAGAGGCUAGGCUUACCAAGGCAUAUCCUAUUGAGAUGUAUGGAGCCCAAAGACUGACGGUGACCCGACAAGCCAUCUUGGAGAUCUUCACAGCUGAGGAAGACGUGAAUAUGAAGUUGUAUGGUAGUUCCUUGGCUGUGGAUUACCUGCAAGCCUACUACAAUGUAUCACUGAAGAAGUUUAUUGACGACAUCAGCACCCUAGGAGUAGAAUGUUGCCUGAUUCAAAAACUACGAAGUCUUUUUGAACCCCGAGAUAUUUAUAAGAUGAGCGACACAGAAAUACAGCAUCUUGCUGAAGAAGACCCUGCGACAAAGCUAGAGCGGUCGAGAUUGAGGGAGAAGCUCAACAUACUUGACGGAUGCUUGUAUGAACUCAGGGGCUGGGACAAGUUUAAUCCGAACGCAAAAGGUAUAUGA
Messenger RNA from Metarhizium brunneum ARSEF 3297, 2097 nucleotides. RefSeq names its product Interferon-induced GTP-binding protein Mx. Gene Ontology annotation, molecular function: GTP binding; GTPase activity; microtubule binding. The record is from RefSeq and is a predicted model, not a curated record. Lineage: Eukaryota; Fungi; Ascomycota; Sordariomycetes; Hypocreales; Clavicipitaceae. Gene Ontology annotation, cellular component: microtubule; cytoplasm; membrane.